AUGCCUAUCUCCAUCCCAAAAGCAAACCACCUUCUCGACCUCCUGUCCCUCAAGGGCAAGGUCGUCGUCGUUACUGGUGCCUCCGGCCCACGAGGCAUGGGUAUCGAAGCUGCGCUAGGUUGUGCUGAAAUGGGUGCGGACGUUGCCAUCACAUACAACUCAAGAUCGAAGGGCGCGGAGGAGAACGUCGCAAGAAUCCAGAAAGACUAUGGCGUCAAGGCCAAAGCAUACAAGUGCCAGGUAUCAGACUUUAGCUCUGUCGAGCAGCUCGUCAAGGAUGUUGUUCAGGACUUUGGCAAGAUUGACGGCUUUGUGGCCAAUGCCGGUGCUACAGCUGAUGCUGGUAUCAUUGACGGUACUGUCGAGCGUCUGAAUGAGGUCAUUACUGUCGACUUGCUCGGAACUGCAUACUGUGCAAAGGCUGUUGGUGCUCACUUCAAGGAGCGAGGUACUGGUUCCUUUGUCAUCACAUCCUCCAUGUCAGGCCACAUUGCCAACUUCCCACAAGAGCAGACCUCAUACAACGUUGCAAAGGCUGGCUGCAUCCACAUGGCCAAAUCUCUUGCCAAUGAAUGGCGAGACUUUGCCCGUGUCAACUCAAUUUCUCCAGGCUAUAUCGAUACUGGUCUCUCGGACUUUGUGGAGAAAGAUAUUCAGGAUCUGUGGAUGAGCAUGAUUCCAAUGGGCCGAAACGGUGACGCUAAGGAGUUGAAGGGUGCCUACGUCUAUUUCUUGAGCGAUGCCAGCACUUACACUACUGGUGCUGAUCUACUCAUCGAUGGUGGUUACACUUGCAGAUAG
This is a messenger RNA of Lithohypha guttulata, 801 nucleotides long. RefSeq lists its product as uncharacterized. The coding region runs from base 1 to 801 and encodes 266 amino acids. Gene Ontology annotation, cellular component: intracellular anatomical structure. The transcript has a single exon. NCBI's taxonomy places the organism in Eukaryota, Fungi, Ascomycota, Eurotiomycetes, Chaetothyriales, Trichomeriaceae. Gene Ontology annotation, molecular function: oxidoreductase activity, acting on NAD(P)H, oxygen as acceptor. The record is from RefSeq and is a predicted model, not a curated record.